Molecule: messenger RNA, 4542 nt
Organism: Cyclopterus lumpus (lumpfish)
Lineage: Eukaryota; Metazoa; Chordata; Actinopteri; Perciformes; Cyclopteridae
Product: scavenger receptor cysteine-rich type 1 protein M130
Exons: 19
Coding region: 1-4200 (1399 amino acids)
Cellular component (GO): membrane
Source: RefSeq, a predicted model, not a curated record
AUGAUGAGCAGCAUGAACAGCCUCCCCAAACAGCACCACAUCUGGACCGUACGACCAGCACCACAUCUGGACCGUACGACCAGCACCACAUCUGGACCGUACGACCAGCACCACAUCUGGACCGUACGACCAGCACCACAUCUGGACCGUGCGACCAGCACCACAUCUGGACCGUACGACCAGCACCACAUCUGGACCGUACGACCAGCACCACAUCUGGACCGUGCGACCAGCACCACAUCUGGACCGUACGACCAGCACCACAUCUGGACCGUACGACCAGCACCACAUCUGGACCGUGCGACCAGCACCACAUCUGGACCGUGCGACCAGCACCACAUCUGGACCGUACGACCAGCACCACAUCUGGACCGUGCGACCAGCACCACAUCUGGACCGUACGACCAGCACCACAUCUGGACCGUACAACCAGCACCACAUCUGGACCGUGAGAACAGGAUCUUUCUGAAGAAUGGGAGCAGCCCAUGCGAAGGCUACAUCGGGAUCUACCACAAUGGCAAGUUGGGCUUCGUUGGGCAGAAAUACAGGAGCAACAAUACCGAAAAAGUGGUGUGCAGUAGCACUCAGUGUGGGGAGCCCGUGAGCAGCCGGGUGAUGACCGCGCCCUGGCCCGUCGACAGAGUCUGGCUCAACGAGGUGAAAUGCACUGGAGACGAGCCGCACCUGUGGAAGUGUACGUAUCCAGGAUGGGGAGUCAGCCUCGGCCGAAAGGACGCUCUGCAAAAGAUUAAAUGUUCACAUAAAAUCGCCAUACGCUUGGAUGGGUUUACAUGUGCAGGUGCUGUCCAGUACUCCGUAGAUGGGGGGGAAACGAAUUUGGGUUACCUUUGUGCUGACAACUGGGGAAAGGAUGAAGCCGACCUUUUGUGCAAAAACCUCAAUUGCGGCACGUCCAAGGAGAUUGUUGAGCACCCAUGGAUGGGCUGGAAGGGAUUCAAAGAAAAGAAGUCGAAGACGAUGACGAUCAAGUGUUCGGGCAUUAAGCAUUUCACUCAUCUGUGGCAGUGUGCGGUGCAGAUAACACCGUUAUGUCGAAACCCUGCUUUGGUCUUAUGCACAGGUCACGAAAGAGUGCAGCUCCAAGGAAACCCAUCCAAUGUCUGUUCCGGGCGGCUGCUAAAAGAGGAAAGCGGCGGCUGGAAGUCAGUCACCUGGACCGUCCACAACAACAACACCAAUCUCGAUGCGUGGUGCCAGAAAAUGCAGUGUGGCACCAGCGUUGAUCACAAGAAGCAUGGCGAUGGCACAAAUCUGACAUGUUCAGACGAUGUUAAAGUGGUUCUGAUGGACAACAAUAAUAAUCCCAGCAGGUGCUACGGUGCAGUUCAUGUGGCGGUGAAUGGUACAAGGUGGCCCGUGUGCUCCUCCACCUGGACCAACGAGGAUGCUAAAGUGGUUUGCUCGGAGCUAGGCUGUGGGAGCGUGUUUAGUAAAAGUACGAGGCCUAAAGAAUGGGGUAUAAUGGACAACGUGCAGUGCUCAGGCCAGGAAUCCUCACUGUGGCACUGUAGAGCCAAGCGUGACCACAGCCCUUUUCCAUGUACUAAGUCUACCGCCGCCUAUGUAGUCUGUGCAGAUAGUAUGAAAGUGAGAUUGAUGGACGGUCCUGGAAAAUGUGCCGGGAGAGUGGAGAUCGAACAUGAGGGCAAAUCGCUAAGGGUCUACCAACAAAGAUGGACCGACACCAACUUAGAUACUGUCUGUGAACUAUUAAACUGUGGGAAAAAAGGAAAUGCCAUCAAUCUGGACAAAUUCAGCCAGGGUUCAGGUGAAUUUCUGCUAAAGGCUGUACAAUGCAAGAAGAACGCCAAACACAUAUCUGAGUGUAUCACAAGUAGCUACAACAACCCACGUAAGCAGGUGAUGGGAAUAACCUGUGAAGAGCACAAGGUGGUUUUUCUGAAGGGAAAUCUGUCCUGUUUGGGCAUGGUGGGCAUAGAGCAGGGCAGCAAAACCUACUGGCUCUCCGGCUAUAACGGGACAUGGAACAAAGAGUCUGCAAACACUGUGUGUCGGCAGAUGCACUGUGGGAAAGCCUUACAACAUUCCUUCAUCUCUCGUGGUGAUACGAUGAAACCCCUUUGGAAUGAAUCUUACCGCUGCUCAUCCAACUCCGAAUCCCUGUUUCACUGCGAAAGCAACAAUACACUGCCAUCUGACCACCCAGACACUAUUGCCACUGUGAUAUGCUCAGGAAACAUUACAGUGGACCUGACCAAUGAGUGUUGGGGCAAUGUCAACGUUUGUCUGGACGGGAAGUGCGGAGGCGUGUGUGCCGAUAGCUGGACAAAGCAAAAGUCGGCGAUGCUGUGUGAAAACCUGGGCUGCGGGAACAGAGUCCUGGAGGCCACCGCCAAGCCCAACGAAAGCCAGGUGAUGUUCAAAAGUAUGCACUCCACAGAGGAGACGACCCACCUGUUCCAGUGCAACUUCGUCAUAAGUGAUGAAAAUGACAAGACGUGUGACCAUAACCCAGCCUAUGUUGUCUGCUCAGGUAGCGUCAAGGCCAAAAUGAAUUCAUCAAGAGAUAAAUGUUCUGGAAAUGUGGAGGUGCAAUAUGAAGGCCAAUUGCUCCCGAUUUGCAUUAAUGCUCUCACAGAGAAAGCAACACAAAACACCAUCUGUGGGGAGCUGAAUUGUGGUCAUGCCAUCAAUCGGAUCGGCUACUUCGGAUCUAAGGCAACAGGGAGUCUUGCCAUUUCACAAAUCCAGUGUUCUGCAAAUAACAAUUCUUUAGCAGCAUGUACAAUCAAUUUUAAGGACAGCACCUGCUCUCCUGGUGGCCUCCAAUGCUCCGGCUGGAGGAAGAUGGCACUGACUGUCAACAAGGCCUGUAGCGGAGUUCCGGUUGUUUACUCGGAAGGGAAAAUAAGUGCCAUUUCCUUUGAGGGCUGGACAAAAACUGAGGGGGAGAGACUUUGCCAGGAUUUGGAAUGCGGCAAUUUCAAGUCCGUAAACACAACUACGUCAGAUUGUCUCUGGACCACAAACUUCAGCUGUGCAGAUGGCGAGAUUCCAAAAAACAUCUGGGACUGUGAAAAGAAAGUCUAUCUCUCCCACGAAAGCCAAUCAAAGAAGCAGCUCUUUAUUGAAUGUCAAGAUGAACCCGAGGUCACCCUUUCAGAGGGAUGUUUCGGUGAAGUGAAGAUAAACGGCAUCGAGGUGUGCGACAGUCACUGGAAGGAGAGCGACUCACAAAUGGUUUGCGAAGAGCAGAAUUGUAGCAACGCCAUUGCCGUCUCCCGCCAUGGUAACAAGCCUAUUCCAAAUAAGGAGUACCACCAUGUCAGUUGUGAGGACAACCAUUAUACACUUGGCCAGUGCAAGAGAUCCAUGAGAAAGUGUUCCGGGCGUUUAGUGUCCGUUUACUGUGUUGGCAAUGUCCAAUUCAAAACCACAGAAAGAUGUGGAGGUCAGAUUGUUGUCAACUAUCAAGGCACGUGGGAAAAAGUGUGUCCCCUGAAGUCAUUUCCCGCGGAACGUUUAAAAAUGCUGUGUGAAGAGCUCAGGUGUAAUGGCACCAAUGCUAGCAUACAGAGCCAGAACACAGGCAAACCGGCCAGCUUGGAAACAAUGCUGAAUUGCAAAGAUUCUAACCAGGAGAUGAAGUACUGCCUCAGCAACCAGCCUUGUGAGAAGGUCAUACCUGCUGAGAUCUACUGUGACGAGUACGAUGUCCGUCCAACCAAUUCACCCAAAGAGAGCGCGACCCCCAUGUGGACUACGAUGGUGGGUGUAGGAUUCACUCUGCUUCUGGUGACAUUGAUUGUCACGUUCAUCGUCAUCUGCUUGGUCAAGAGCGCCAAUAAAGGCCAGAAUGUCUCACGAAUGCUGUCAAGAAAAGAAGUGGAGUUUGAAAGUGGCGCUUAUGACGACGUGAUGAGCCAAUCAAAUGAAAUGGAGGAACUGAAUCGUGGCAGAUUCAGAUCCGAGUCUGAAGUGGUCACAGAGAACGACGCACAGAGCACUUUCUCGCUUCCUUACGAUGACAUCGAGGGCCCGGCUGUGGCUCAGCCGCUGACCUCUCGGGCCGCCGCCGCCCCGGGGAACGACGGCGCCCCGGGGCAAAGCGCAGAAGGGGCGACCUACGAGGUGGACGACCAGCAGGAGAGUUACGACGACAUCGAGGUCAGCCCUGAAAUCCUUCAGACUGAAGCUGAAGUCCACAACAGCACCUGAACACCACCUGAGAGCGACGCGGUGGCACCUCUCGGAUCGGGGGAGGGGGACGAGGACAACCGGUGAGCCAAAACUGAGUUUGGCUAAGCAAAGCAGAUCUCCCCAAAAACCAAAGAAGUCAAAAUUACAGACGGGUAAACAAUAUUAUAGUACAUGAUUUUUGUAUGCUGCAGAAAUGCAUCUCUCGAUGAAGUGAGUAUGCCAUACUCGGGAAUACCAAUCAUUUCAGAUAAGGCAAUAUUGUGUAGAUAAUGAAUAAUCUCUUCAAAUGUUCAAGAUGAAUAUGAUGCAAACUUAGAGUCAUAAGCGUAGUUGCAAUAACAACUUUUUUUAAAUUUUUCG